GAAUGUCCAAUAUCCUUCUUCGACGCAUAUCGAAUAUAUGUCAUCGUAGCCGCAUGCAUAGCAGCGUUGCUCAUCAUUGCGAUUGUUGUUGUGAUCUUAAUCGCUUUGAGGGAACGAGAAAACGAAAAGAAACGACAAGAUGCCCUAUGGAAGAUACAUUUCCAUAAACUUAGAAAACCUGUGCAUAAGAGCAGAUCGCAGUCAUUUACAUCAGCAGUUUCGGGUGUAUCAGGAAGAUCCGGAGAUAUGUCAGAAAUUCUUGACUGGAGAACCGAGACUGAUAAACUGUGCUACUUUUAUCAUGGAGCCGAACCGUUGACUGCUUUCAAGCAUACUAUUGUGCUGAGAUUCGAUGAAGUAACGAACGCUGAGUUCAGAAAGAUGCGCCAAAUCGAGCAUGACAAUCUAAAUCGUUUUGUUGGUGUAGCUGUGGAUACCGGACUGAUAUAUUCACUAUGGAAAUUUUGUCCUCGAGGAACACUGCAGGAAGUGAUAACAAAAGGAUCGCUGCCCAUGGAUACUGUUUUCAUCCGAUCGAUGAUGAUGGAUAUAGCCUCGGGCCUUCACUUCAUCCACGAAUCGGCUAUGCAUGUGCAUGGACGUCUUACUUCUCAGGUAUUACCCGUACAUAGUUGCAUGGUGGACGACAGAUGGCAGGUGAAAAUCUCCUACUAUGGUAUGACGUGCAUAAAAGAAUAUGAAAGAAGAACGGAAGAGGCUUGUUACCAACGAGGUUCCUAUCUAGAACAGCUAUGGACAGCACCAGAAAUUCUACGAGGAGAAGUUGAUGAUAUCGGCACCCAACCGGGAGAUGUUUACAGUUUCGCUAUAAUUGCCAGUGAAUUGGUGACCAAAAAGACUGCGUGGGAUCUUGAUAAUAGAAAGGAGAACGCUGACGACAUUAUUCGAAAGGUUACCAAACCAUCCAUGGACCCUUUUAGACCAGCCUUGGAGAUUCAUGAGAGUAUUGAAAUCAUACCAUCGCUGAUCAAUCUGAUUCGUGAAUGUUGGUCUGAAUGGCCACGACAUCGCCCUGAAAUGAAGAAAGUCAAAUCAUUACUUUCUUCUAUGCAAACAGGAAAGAAACUGAAUCUUAUGGAUCAUGUAAUGAAUACUUUGGAAAAUUAUGCCAGUUCAUUGGAGGCAGAAGUUGAAGAACGAAUGAAGGAGCUUGUGGAAGAGAAAAAGAAGAGCGAUGUCCUUCUCUACAGGAUGCUACCAAGGUGCUCAAAAUCAAAGAUAUCCUGCUUGAUCGCACAGUCCAGGCAGAAUUGUAAUACUUGUGUACAUUUUGGUAGCAAAACUUCAAGUGAGGCAUUUCCUCUAGGAGGCAGUUCUAGGAUUUACUACAACUUACUACUUGCCUAGAC
Molecule: messenger RNA, 1370 nt
Organism: Cylicostephanus goldi
Lineage: Eukaryota; Metazoa; Nematoda; Chromadorea; Rhabditida; Strongylidae
Source: the annotation of a GenBank genome assembly